CGGUGCAGAGUGGCUCCUGGCCUGGGCUCGAUGGCGGCGCCGGUUGUUGGAGGAUUGACGGGGAAGUUUUUCGUUUGUGUGGCGGUGUUUGCAUGGCUCGCGCACGGUUUCCUCGGCAUGGAUGCAGAUAACGUCUCUGUGUCAGUGGUGGAGGGAGAUUCAGUGACUCUACUCACCAAUGUUAACAUUAGCCAACAAGAGAGAAUGAAGUGGUAUAUGAAUGACAUUCGCAUUGCUCAAAUCAUUGACAGUCAGAGAAAGAUCUGUACAGAUGUUCAGUGUGAAGAGAGAUUCAGAGGCAGACUGCAGUUGGAUCAUCGGACUGGAUCUCUGACCAUCACAGACAUCAGAACCACAGACUCUGGACUUUAUCAACUACUGAUCAUCAGCAGCAGCAGCAUUGAAGAGGAAUUCAAUGUGUCUGUCCAUGGUGUUUCUGCUGAUGAGCGAAAUCAAACGAAGAGAACGUCAGUGAAGGAGGGAGGAUCUGUCACUUUAGAUCCUGGAGUAAUAAAAAACCCAAAUGAUGUGAUGAUGUGGUAUUUUAUUGGCACUCUUAGGAAUGAAAUCGAUGGAGAUCCCAUUAAGAUCUGUGAAGAUGUUCAGUGUGAUGAGAGAUUCAGAGACAGACUGAAGCUGGAUCAUCAGACUGGAUCUCUGACCAUCACAGACACCAGAACCACAGACUCUGGACUUUAUCAACUAGAGAUCAGCAGCCAUCAAUGUCAUGGUCGCUGCACUGUCACCAGUAUGGAGAACUUUCAUGUUGAGGUCAUUGGUUCAGGUCGGUCUUCGGUUGUUAGAGGAGGAAUAAUUGGUAGUGUUCUGAUGGCAGCUGUAGCUGCUGUUGGUUUGAUUUGCUAUCGCUUUUGGAUCUACAGAAAUGACAUGGAGAAAAACAUGAAGGGAUGGCUUUUGGAUGAAAACCAUGUAUGAGGACAAGAAAGAUGGAGGUCCCAUUUAAUUAAAUUGCCAAAACAUGUUUCUGCUUUUAUAAACCAGAAUGGGGAAAUGGGGCUUGUGUUUUUGAGCUGUAAAACUAUGAAAAAAUAUAAUAUAUUUUGUUAAUUUAUAAGGAAAUGUAUGUAUAUAUAAUCCAGGAUACUCAGCGGUCACCUUACCUGUUACUAUUAUGAUGUUUGCUUAUGAACCAGAACUUGAGUGUAUCACAGGGAUUGUCUUUAAUUGCAUUUGUGUAACACACCAAACACUGUUGGAUGUUGCUAGAAUUAUCUGUAUUGAUUUAACAUCAGAACAUGGAGACAUUUUUCAGCUGAUCUUCCCUAUGCAUAUACGUAUAUAUGUGUGUGUGUACGUAUAUAGAUGUUGCUGGAAUUAUCUGUACUGUUAAAGAACUUUAAGUUCUUGUUUAUGUAUAUAAUGUAUUUUAUUUUCUGAGAUGAACAACACUACCGAUCUUGAUCGUGAUGAUGAUAAUGUCAUCAUAAAAGACAUUAAGUACCUAGUCUUAUAUAGUUUUCUUUUUUCCUAUUAUCAUGCACCUUUUUUGUUUCUUCAAAACAAUGUUUGUGUUAAUCAGCUCAGAGAAUUUUGAAAUCCUGCCAGAAAAACACUUUCAGAGCCCGCUAACUAAUUAAAAAGUGGUAAUCACUUUUGUAUUGAAUUUGAAUGUUUCAAAUGUUUGCAUUAUGAGCAUAUACUUUUUACUAAUAUAUUUGUUUAUUUUGAUGACAAUGUGAACGGAUGUAACACAUUUUGUGUUGAUUUUAAAUAAACUGUUUACAUAUACAUUAUCAUUAUUUGUCAAUUAUAUUGACAUCAAAAAGAUUA
Molecule: messenger RNA, 1791 nt
Organism: Sinocyclocheilus grahami
Lineage: Eukaryota; Metazoa; Chordata; Actinopteri; Cypriniformes; Cyprinidae
Exons: 6
Coding region: 31-936 (301 amino acids)
Source: RefSeq, a predicted model, not a curated record